This is a messenger RNA of Sorghum bicolor (sorghum), 3158 nucleotides long. RefSeq lists its product as uncharacterized. NCBI's taxonomy places the organism in Eukaryota, Viridiplantae, Streptophyta, Magnoliopsida, Poales, Poaceae. The coding region runs from base 720 to 2801 and encodes 693 amino acids. The record is from RefSeq and is a predicted model, not a curated record. The transcript has 5 exons.
UAUUUGUGUUGUCUUCCCUGCGCUCGCGUAGUCCGUCCCGUCCCGUGCCCCCUGUCGCCCCAGCACCGCAGCCGCCCAGCCAAGCCCAAGCGACUCGCCGAAAGAAACUGCCAAUUCAAUACGACGACUAAUCUCGCCGCCGCCGCCGCCGCCGCCGGGUUCUUCAUCCGCAGGGGCAGGGUUCUUCUUCAUCCCCGCAACAAAUAUUUUCCCUCCUUUGAUUGAUUUCUUAUUAGAGAGUUUAUUAUUAAUCCGAGGCGCUCGUCUUGUCUUGUGGUGGGGUGCGCCCUAAGACCUAGCCCGGAAGGGGUUUAAUCUAGCUAUAGGGUUCUUCCCGCCGCUGCUCGGCACCAUUGGCGGCCUCGCCGCCGGCCGGCAACCGACGGCAGGCCGGCCGUGCCCUCACCCUCCUCCCAAUCAUCGGGAGGCGUCGCCCCCUCCCUUGUACUGGACGGAUUCGGUUGCUUCUUGGUGGUGCCCUGCUAAUGCAAUCGAGGAGUAAUCUCAUCUAGUCGAGUCUUUCCAUCCGCGGUUUAAGUUAGGUUCUUCCUCUCAAGCGCGCACAAGCAAUCCACCCUGGUGCGGGCGGGUGCAGUUUUUCUUCCCCCGGCAAUUUUGGGUUCAACUGAACCCCCUAUGCCCUACGGGAGGUCCACCCCUGGCCCGGCCUCUCAACCGUGGCUGGUGGGUGGACGUUGAGAGGAGUGGUUCCUGGAGCCAUGGAGCAGGACACACCGAUGUUGAAGCCAGGAUGGAUGCAGCAUGACAAGGCAGCAGGCACUGCCAACAUCUGGGCUACAGCUUCCUCCCACUCAGAUUAUCAAGCUACAGGUGGUUCAUUGAGAAACCAUUCAUCUGGACAUUACCGUGACCAUGGUUCCCAGCAAUCAUCAUCAGGGAGAAGUUCAGGCUCGAAUGGAUCUCGCCGGUCUGACCGGGAUGGAAUGGGGAAGUCAAGGGACUAUAUCAAUUUCAGAAAGUUCAAGGACAGGGAUCGGCAGAGGGACUUUGAUUCCCGUGAUUGGGAGAGUAGGCCAGCUGCUGCAGUUCGUGAUGAUUUCAAGUCCUUUAGCACAUGCAAAUCUGAAAGGGAUAGGAUGAAUCGUACCCGCUCGAAGGCAGACACAUGGAACAAAGGCAGUGGUAGCACCUCUAGAAAUAAUGCAGUUAGUUCCUCUAGAAGCAAUGACAUUCACAUAAGCAGUACUGUUGCUAGUACUGGAACUGUUAACACUGUUAGAAAUGCAGCUUUGGGGACCUCCAUAAGCAAUGCUUCUGUCCGGACCUCAGUAAGCAAUACUUCUAUUAGUAAUGCUGUAAGCAAUGCCAGCAAUGCUGCUAGCAUAACCUUUGAACGGGAGUUUCCGCAGCUUAGUUCAGAGGACAAAAAUGGAAGGCAAGGCAUAAGCAAAGUCCCAUCUGCCAGUAUCAGCACCGCAAUUCAGAAUGUACCUCUGAUAUCUCCUGAUGGCUGGAGCUCCAUGCUAGCAGAUCUUCCUUUAUUAAGUGAUCCAAAGAAAAGUCUAGCCACUUCUUCUCUAUUGCACAUUGCUCCUAGUAAACAGACUGAAGUGGUACCAAACAGUGGGACUGCAUUAAGCAUGGCAGAGACAGUGAUGCAAGCUCCCCCGAGAAUUUCCAUUAGGCCUCAGUUAUCGACCGAGGCUCAGAAGAUUGAAGAAAGAACCUUGAAGCAGCUUACUCUAAGACCUAUUACACCUCCAGCAAGCAAAUCUUCGGCUCUUAGUUCUUUGAAAAUAAAAGGUACAAGGCUUGGAGAUCCUACUAAUCCUAGUAAGACCUCACAACUACUAAAAAUACAGUCAGCCAACGGUUCUGCUAGAGCUCCAGUUAAAGCAGAUGUUUCAAAGCUCUCUCAGCCAGGAAGCUUCCAAGUUCUCAGUCGAGAGCAAAACGGUACUGCACACACCACCAAAGACUGCCCUGUGAAACCUGUGAGUCCUCCGACUCCUUUGGUUUCAGUGGAAACACAGAAAAAACCAGUGGUGAGCCAAAAGUUGAAGUUUGGCACCGAUGAGCGCCCUCUGCCUCUGCAAGGUCCAUCUCGUGAUAGAAAGUCAAAUGCAAGAGACAAGGUUAGGUUCUUUGAGAUGCUACGGACCAAGUCUUCAAAUGGUUCAAGCACAGCCUUUGAGUCAGGGAGUCAACCAUCGCCAUCCAGCUUAGUCGAUGUGAAGCAGGAUUCUUCUCUUAAUAUUGGAAAUGAUUUCUCCUUGUUCCAUUCAGAGAUGAAAUGUACGGGGCACGGCAAGUGUGUUUGUGAAGAAGCAAAUUCUUCCGAAGAGUCUCAGAGGCACCUAUCUGAUACCGAGGAGCACAUUCCAUCCUUGAAAAGUGUUGUGGGCGGGAUGCCUCAGCAGCCUCUAGUUGAAAGCAGAGAAGCUGACUCAUCAUCUGAACCUGCUGACACAGGUGAUGAAGGAUUUCAGUCAUCCCUAUCGGGCAGCACAGAAGGCAGUUUGUCCUCAACACCUGCAGACUCAGAUGCUGGCAAUGAGGAAGCAAGUUCAUUAUCAGAGGAUACUGAACCAGAUGAUGUGUACCAUCCAGCUGACAUUUCUCCAGAAGAUAAACAUUUCAUGAUGUUGCUUGGUUGGAAAGAAGAUGAAAUAGUGCAAGUGGCACCUUUGGAUUUCGAUGAGAUUGCAGACACAGUAAAAGGCUGUGAGGAACUCAAGAAGAAGCUUCAGUCUAUGGAGUACAAAGAAGAUAUCAAGAGCAUUCUCCUCCAUAUUGAGCUGAGCGAGAAGCUGCAGCAGCACAAGAGUACAGGGGCCUAAAGACAAUGGGAACACCCCGUCUGGCCAUGUAGAGACGCUGAGAAUAGAUGUUAAUCAUUUUUGGCAUGAGUUUUUGUCUUGGAUCGUUAACAAGGCGAUAUUUUUUUCUUCUCUAUUGCCGCAUGUCCAACAGUUAGGGAUUUAGUGCUCACAGAUAGUUCUGACAGGUUUUUUUGCAUACUGAAAGGAGCUUGGGGUUUCCCCGUGUAAGUCCGAACUUGGAAUCACAUGGCCGUGCUGCCCUCUGAAAGAAAGGCAAUGUUCUAACAUGCCAUUGUUAAUCAUAUUGGGUUUUGACAUGAAAAGGCGUCUCAAAAGGUUAAUUCAUGAAAACAUAUCUCAAAAGGUUAAUUUUUA